GUACGGUAAGCUGCAGCCGCAGUCACUCGCUUGUUUAUUCCUGGUCUGUGUCGCACCGCUGAUUCACUGACUUCGCCUGAUUACCUGGAGCCACAGUCGGCGUUUACACCUCGGACUGUAGCGCACAGCUCCUCCGCAUAAAGAGGAUCAUCGGGUGUAAUCGAGAAGAGGCUGCUGGGCCAAGUUCCACUUUGGGAUCAUAAAUAUAUUAAAUUACCUCUCCGAGUGAAUCUAUAAAAGUCUGGGUUCAUGCCGGAUUUCGAGCACUUCAGAUUUUCCUACUCUAGUAUGAAUCCGGUCCUGGAGGAGAGCGGUUUCCUGGCACCGCAGCAGCAACAUCCCCAAAUGCCGAGCCAAACAGAUUCCGCCAUCCCAGACCCGGGCUACUUCCUGGGGGACCACGGCAGGUUCGGGCUUGAUGGGUUGUCCGGGCUGGACCUGGGCGCUCUGCCACCGUCGGGCCUCGCCUACCUGCACCUGAGCAGCCCCUUGCACCGCGUCCCCCCGGCGGCCACGGCUCUGCGCAACGACCUGGGCUCCAACAUCAGCGUGCUGAAGACCCUGAACCUGCGCUUCCGCUGCUUUCUGGCCAAAGUGCACGAGCUGGAGCGCAGGAACAAGGUGCUGGAGAAGCAGCUGCAGCAGGCUUUGGAGGGCAACAGCGGGGGCGAUGGACACCAGAAGCCCCUCACCAAAGACAUAGGAGUCCAGACCGGAUUCAUCGGGCCUAUCCCUGCAAGGCCGGGUUUCAUCCCGCUCCUCAACGCCAACAAUUCUGCCUACCUGCCCGGAGGCCUCCUCUCCCCCACCUUGAACCCCCCUCCUCUGUUUGACAACAAAUACCUGAGCACGGAUUCAAACUCCAACCUCACCACCUCCGGCUUCUCCAUCAGCCCGGCUCUGAGUCCCAUGGACCCAACCAAAACCAUCACCAACAUCAACGAGAAGUACUCCACCCACACUGGGACAAACACCUCCAACGCUCCCCCACCUCCCCCUCCUCCGCCACCUCGCUUCCUCCCCGGGACGAUCUGGUCUUUCAACCACACCCGCCGCUUUGGCACCGGGAGGGAGUCGUGCGUCACGGGGCCCGGGGUCUCCUGGACUCACCCGGACGGCGUUGGAGUCCAGAUCGACACCAUCACGCCGGAGAUCAGGGCUCUGUACAACGUGCUGGCCAAAGUGAAGAGAGAAAGGGAUGAAUAUAAAAGGAGAUGGGAGGAAGAGUACACAGCCAGAAUGGACCUGCAGGAGAAGGUGGCUGAACUCGAGGAGGACCUGCAGGAGAGCGAGGUGUGUCAGGACGAGCUGGCUCUGAGGGUGAAGCGGCUGAAAGAGGAGCUCGUUCUCUUCAAAGGACUCGUCAGCAACAACCUGUCAGAUCUGGACACUAAAAUCCAGGAAAAGGCCAUGAAGGUGGACAUGGAUAUCUGCCGCCGGAUUGACAUCACCGCCCGCCUCUGUGAUGUUGCCCAGCAGAGGAACUGCGAGGACAUGAAUCACAUCUUCCAGCAGGUGCCCACGCCGCCCUCCACUUUGAGCCGCCGGGUCAGAAAACACAGCGGGCAGUCAUUGAAGGGCGGGGAUGGAGACGAGCUCAGCGUGUCGGAGAGCGAGGGAGGUGGGGCCAAAAGCGAGGAUUCGUGCAGCACCUCGGCCAAUCAGAUUAAUGAGCAGAUGCAGAAGAUGCUGAACCAGCUGAGGGAGUGUGAGUUUGAGGAUGACUGUGACAGUCUGGCCUGGGAGGAAACUGAAGAAACUCUUCUGCUGUGGGAAGAUUUUCCAGGAUACACACUGGGAGUGGAACCACAAGGAGAGGUACACACACACACAGGCAUUGACAGGAUUUAACUUGAUUAAAUGCUCCUUGCUUUCUACCCUUGACAGACAACCAAGCGCAGUGUGAUAAUACUGUAUGUAAUACGGGAUAUAAUACAUGUUGUGUAUCUGAUAGUAUUUAGCUUAAAUGAGAAAACAUCUGCACAUUUCAUGCUUUUCCAUAUAAAAGAGUUAAACCUGGAAGUGUUGAAACACUGCAGCAAACGUGUGUGCUGCGGGCAGUCUAUCCUUCAAGCUCGGGUGCUCUACCAGAGGCCUGGAGGUCCUGCUGCAGUAUCUUAGCUGUUCCUAGGAUUGCGCUCUUCUAGACAGAGAUCUCAGAUGUAGUUCCUGGGAUCUGCUGGAGCCACUCACCUAGCUGCACUGCAUUUAGUGCACCAAUUACCACUGGGACCUUCCCCUCCACAUCUUCUCUGAGCCCAUGGUACUUUUCAAGCUUCUCGUGUUCCUUGGUUUUGAUGUUGCUGUCAUUCGCUAUCAGUAUGGCCGUGUAUCUUCUGCUUCUCCACCACCACUGUGUCCGGUUGGUUAGCCACCACCAUUUUGUCCGUCUGUAUCUGUAAGUCCCACAGGAUCUUAGCUCAGUCAUUCUCCACCACCCUGGGGUGUCUCGCAUUUUGACUUCAGUACUUUCAACCCAUACUCAGCACAGAUGUUUCUGUAUACUAUGCCAGCCACUUGGUUAUGGCAUUCCAUAUACGAUGCCUGGUAGCAUCUCCAGUCUCCCUCUCCAUGCUGAUGGUGGUUAGUCUUGGUAGGUAUCGUCUGUAGUGCUGCAUUCACAUCAUCUAGUAGAGCUUCUGAGGGUACUUCAUGUAGUCUUGGUCACCGGCUACUGGAGGAUCCAGCUUUCAAGCUUCACGCACUAAACAAUCCUUCUUCCAUCAGGGACCCAAUCUCGGGUUGUGUUGUAGUCUCUAGCCAUAAAAGCACCUACAGCUCAGUUCUCAUCAGGGUGCCCUGGUUCCUCAACACCUGAUGCCGACCUUGUUGAUCCAUUAUGACUUCAUAGUUAUCUCUCUGCAGUAGGCUUGCUUAGCAUGGGGGGACCCUUACCGGAUACAGAUGCCUCAGGUGGGAAUUAGACUUGUAACUCCUGCUCCCAAGGCAUGUAGUCAUACUACUACUAUGCUAUCCAGCUGUCUGUGUGUGUUAGAAUGUAUUUAAAAAUAAAACAUUUUUUUAUAAAAUAUGAGCAGUAGCAUCCUGAAAAGUUGGAUUAUGGAUUAAAGACACCGCAGCAUCAUGCUGUCUAACAGAAGGUGUUCGGUGUUUCCUGUCAGCAGCAGUGUUAUUUUGUCCCACUUGGAUGACCUGACCUGGUGGACGAGCUGUUUUUAGUCUGCAGCCGCGUCAGAGUCCAUCCUGCUGACCUGUAAGCUGCUUUUAACCAGAUAAACUAAACAAGGUUAAUGACCCGCUUAGUUAGGAAACAAGGAAACUAAACAGACCCGCAGAGCUCAUCCUCACACAUUUAAUUCAAUGAAUCCUCUUUAAUUCAGUGUAUUUAUUAAGUGUGCCUAUGCCAAAAGGCACACUUAUUACUAUUCGUCGGAUUUAUUCUUCUUCUUAUUAUUAUUAUUAUUAUUAUUAUUUUCCUUUUUCCUUUUGUGCGGCUGGGUCUGGACUAGUAUGCUAUGACUUUUGGUGUUUAUGACUUUUAUAGUUUUUUAAAUAUUUAGAUUUUAGUGCAAAUUUUGGCCCAUUUCUAGGCCCAUGAGAAAGAUUCA
Haplochromis burtoni (Burton's mouthbrooder) is the source of this 3569-nucleotide messenger RNA. RefSeq names its product intermediate filament family orphan 1a (gene iffo1a). Bases 250 to 1851 code for a protein of 533 amino acids. The transcript is spliced from 7 exons. The record is from RefSeq and is a predicted model, not a curated record. Lineage: Eukaryota; Metazoa; Chordata; Actinopteri; Cichliformes; Cichlidae.